Paramecium sonneborni is the source of this 207-nucleotide messenger RNA. The record is from the annotation of a GenBank genome assembly. Lineage: Eukaryota; Ciliophora; Oligohymenophorea; Peniculida; Parameciidae.
AUUUUUUGAAGAAAAGAUACAAAGAUUAUUCUUAUAGAUUUCGACGAAAAUGUGGCAUUAUGAACACAUUAAGGACCUUGCUCAAGAUGUGCAAGAAAAAACUAAAAUCAAAAGUUACCAUUUUUGAUUGGAUAUAUUUAUAGGAGUAGUACAAUUUUCUUAUCAUCCUCAAUUUUCGAGAGAGGAUUACUAUGUACCAGAUUUGAA